Giardia duodenalis is the source of this 723-nucleotide messenger RNA. RefSeq names its product Bromodomain-containing protein. The coding region runs from base 1 to 723 and encodes 240 amino acids. The record is from RefSeq and is a predicted model, not a curated record. Gene Ontology annotation, molecular function: protein binding. Lineage: Eukaryota; Fornicata; Diplomonadida; Hexamitidae. The transcript has a single exon.
AUGACACAGAACGGAGCAUCGCAAAUCCCCGAAAAUGUACUCAAGUGUGCAUACACACGCAUCACCGAUGAUCUUCGGCAGGCCCUCCUAAAGUGCAUUGAUUCUACUAAGAAGGCACGCACAUUUGGGAGCGUUUUUGCAGAACCGGUUGAUUACGUUGCGUUGGGCAUACCAGACUAUAUCGAGGUCAUUAAGCGGCCGAUGGACCUCAGUACUCUCAAGAGCAAUUUACUUGUUGGCGAGUAUAUCUUUCUCCACGAGUUCCUCAAGGACGCAGAACUUAUCUUUUCCAACUGUAGGACGUACAACGGAAUGUCGAACGACGGAUACUUUUGGAAGGCCGCCGAAGAGGUUGAGAAGUUUUUCAUCAAUACAAUCUCGCGCAUAGAUGGCUUGAACCUCACUUUAGACAUCUAUAAGAAGAUAGUCCAAUCUCCCAUACCUGUCAUUCCAGAGUACAGUGAGCUUCCUAUGACGGUCUCCGAACUGCAGAUAAUGAUCAAGAGAAUGUCCGAACUGCCCAAGCCUGCGUUGACAGCGUGCAUCCAGUACUAUCUGCAGAGGAAAGGUGCGAGCGCGGAGGAGAUGGCCGGGAAAGAGUUUACUUUGCACUUUGUCAGCACUGACAGCGCAAUCCUUAGAGACCUUGACAAACUAAUAAGAAAGAAAGCAAUGGAGGCCAAAGAAAACAAAACUCAACGGGCAAAGAAGCUAAAGCAUUGA